GGGCUGCGGGGCGGCCUCCACCAUUUCCGCGGGCGCGGGGCGAGGGAGCGAGCGGGGCCGAGUUCUGCCGGGGCGGCUCCUGAGGCUUCAGCACCGCGGCACUGGACAGCGCCCGGCGGGCGGUGGCUCCGCGGCGCUGAGCGGCGGCCGGGGCAGGGCAGGGCAGGGCGGUGCGGUGCGGUGCGGUGCGGUGCGGUGCCGGAGGCAGGCGGGACCCCGGCCCCAGCCGGGCUGGCCCCGGGGCUGGGCGGCUGCAGGAUGCUCCUCAAGCUGGCGGUCGCGCUCCAGGUGCUGUCGCUGCUGACAAGCCGGGCGCACGGCUUCCCGAAGCCCGCGGGCAGAGAUAAAGCUAUACACAACAGGCAAUUAAGUGUAGAAAGACCUUUGGAGGAACAGAUUGCUGAAGCUGAGGCAGACAAGAAUAGGAAGAUAGUUCCCACAGAAAAUAAGCCAGAGUUCAGGAAUUAUUCCUUUGUUGAUGACUUGAACCUGCUAAAGUCAGUAGCAGAAAGAGAGAGGAAUGAAAAAGAGAGGGAGUCAAUUAGAAGCUCUUUGUAUGAACAGCAAUUGGCCAUUGAUGAUGCAGACUCCACCAAGAACCGCAGGCUCGUGGAUGACUAUGACUCUACUAAAAGUGGGCUGGAUUAUAAAUUCCAAGAUGAUCCAGAUGGCCUUCAUCAAUUAGAUGGCACACCUUUGACUGCUGAAGACAUUGUUCAAAAAAUUGCUACGAGGAUUUACGAGGAAAACGAUAGAGGAGUGUUUGACAAGAUCGUUUCAAAACUUCUGAAUCUGGGGCUAAUCACGGAGAGUCAGGCCUAUACUCUGGAAGAUGAAGUGGCAGAGGUUUUACAACAGCUAAUUGCAAAUGAAGCAAAGGAUCGUGAGAAGGAGUCUGAAGAUUUUGAUUACCCUCCAAGCAGAGCAGACAGUGAUUCAAAGGAAAAGCAACAGGAAAAAAUGACAUCGAGCAAAUCUGAUCAGGAUAGUUUAAUCAAUGGGGAAAUUGAUGAUACACUGGAUAACACAUGGUCAUCAUCUAAUAUCUUGGAAAGAAGAAAUGAGCUGCCUUCUGAAGAUGAUUUUGAAGACCUCCAGUACUUUCCAAACUUUUACGCACUAUUAAAAAGUCUUAACUCAGAGACAGAGACAAAAGAGAAAGAGACCUUAAUAACCAUCAUGAAAACCCUGAUUGAUUUUGUGAAGAUGAUGGUUAAAUAUGGAACAAUCACACCAGAAGAAGGAGUUUCCUAUCUGGAAAACUUAGAUACAAUGAUAGCUGUGCAGACAAAGAAGAAACUUGAGAAUCCUUCCACUAAAAGCAAACCAAAGCAACCAGCAGACAAGAGUAGUGAAGAAGCAGACAGUACGAAGGAAGAAGCGGCUAAAAUGGAGAAGGAAUAUGAAAUCUCAAAGGAUUCCACAAAAAAUGAGGAACAAAACGCAGCAGGAAACAGUGAAGAGCCCAGAGGAAAAGCUGAGGCAUAUUUGGAAGCAAUCAAGAAGAACAUAGAAUGGCUAAAAAAGCACAACAAACAAGGUAACAAAGAAGAUUAUGAUCUUUCAAAGCUGAGAGAUUUCAUUGAUCAGCAAGCGGAUGCGUAUGUGGACAAGGGCAUCCUGGACAAGGAAGAGGCUGAUGUAAUUAAACGCAUAUAUGGCAGCCUGUAAAAAGCUGGUGGCUGCCAACCAUGUAGAAAACUAGUGUAGCUUCCCCCCAUCCCAGCUCAGUGACUUAUGGUCUGUUGUUUUGAGGAUAUCAUUAGAAACUCCUUUGCAUUGUACUGAUAACUUUUUAGAGAUGGAGAGCUGUAGCGCUCUGUACACUGACUGCAUACUGUAUUUUCCUACACUCGCAAAUCAAAUCUAAACGCCAACUUCUGACACUGAAUUUCUAUUUGACAGGGUAAAUAUUUACAUAAUGCUCUCUUCGAUUUAUUUGUUUGGUUUACUUUUGUAGAUAAACCUAUCAUUUCUGAUGGAAAAGUCUUUUAAUGCUGCACCUUUUCACUCUCACUCCACUAGCUUUCUAUAGAUGCAACUAUGUAAAGGGCAUUAUUAGGAAAUAGUUCAUAGUUCUUUAAAUAAAAUAUUUGAAAAUAAUUUACCUUUUAAAGUUUUUAUCAAUAUUAAUAAUAUUUUACAUCCAGAGAUCUUGUUUUUAAAUCCUCAUAGCAUGUCUUUUCUUGACCUUUUUUUGUUUCCUUUACGUAGUAUUCUCUAAUUCGGAGCACGGUGUCAUGAGCUAACAGAUACAUCUUUGACAUUACAACUGUCUUUCUUUUUAAAGAGCUGUACUCUUCCCAUAGUGACUUCAUUCAGCAUGUGUAAAAGUUCUCUUUAGUGCACCAUUUUAUGACUGUGCAUGCAUUAGCUGAAUUCCUGAUGUGAGUAGGCUGAUAACUAGUGUAAAUAACCAUUACUUUCUUAAAAAAAAGAAAAAGGAAAGCAAUUAAAGCCAUUUUGCAAGGAAAUAGUUUACAACUAGAGAUGAUUUUAGAAACACAAGCCCUGUUUUUCUGAAAGACUGAAUGAACCCAUCAGAUCUCAGCAUCUCUGAACAUCAAGUCCAUGGUCUGCUUACUGACUUAGCUCUUGUUUUGAGCAGUAUCAUGUUGGAAAACUAAUUUUUGUCACAUAUAUGCUGCCACUAGGCAAUUAGUUGGUACCCAAAGGGUGAAAAAGGGAAACAAAAAUUCCACUCUUAUUCUUCCUCAACUUUCAGAGUUUAUGAACAAUGGUUUAAGAAAUCUUUUCAUAUUUAAGUGAAUCAAUGAUUUUAUGCCAGAAGAACUCGCGACGUAAGAGCAGUGAAGGGAGACUUAGAGUACUGCCUGCAUAGCACAAAGAUCAGUAAGUGUUAAAUGGGCAGAUCAUUUCCUUUCCUAUUUCCUCAGCACAGUUGGACACUGAAGUGGAGGGGAGAUUGGAACAAUGUUUCUCAGCCAACUGAAGUAAACUUCGGCAUCCUUGCAAAACAUAAAUUAUCAACUGAACAUUAUCAACAGAACGUUAGUGGUAACAAAUAUUAAAUGAAUGUGAUAGCAACGAGGUGUAACAACAUAGCUCUUUGAAAGCAGAUGACAAGUAAGCUAAUGAAUGCUUCCCAGCAUCCAAAAAGUACACCCUGAUAUGGAUCACUGAAUUGCAGUAUCAGUCACUAAUGGUGAUAUUUUUGUUAAAACUGUAUUCAAAAGUGUAGUCAAAACAACCUUCUUCUUUGAAAAAUAGUCCCUUAAAAAUGCAAGAGAAAAUAAUUAAGAAAAAAGUAUUCGUGUAAUUUUGAAUCAGUGUAUUUGUUUUCUUCUAAACCCUCUUUUUUUUCUGUUCCCAAAGAACAGAAAGUCUUCUUGUCCCUCUAGAUCUCUUUUUUAGUUUUUUUUUGCAACAGCUUAUAACUUUCUUUCUUAUGUGACUAUCACACUGCAAAAGUGGACUGCUUCCCCCACUUGGAUUUACAAAAGAAAUCAGGAGACAUAACCACAGACCUUUACAAUCAGGGAAGUAGCAGUGAUCUAAGAUUUGCACUUAAAAAAAAAAAUAGACAAGCUUUCCUUCCCCAAUGGAUAGUUGGUAAAUUGCAAA
Numida meleagris (helmeted guineafowl) is the source of this 3585-nucleotide messenger RNA. RefSeq names its product secretogranin III (gene SCG3). The transcript has 12 exons. Gene Ontology annotation, cellular component: secretory granule membrane. Gene Ontology annotation, biological process: protein localization to secretory granule. Bases 259 to 1671 code for a protein of 470 amino acids. NCBI's taxonomy places the organism in Eukaryota, Metazoa, Chordata, Aves, Galliformes, Numididae. The record is from RefSeq and is a predicted model, not a curated record.